Diceros bicornis minor is the source of this 1503-nucleotide messenger RNA. RefSeq names its product synaptotagmin 13 (gene SYT13). The record is from RefSeq and is a predicted model, not a curated record. NCBI's taxonomy places the organism in Eukaryota, Metazoa, Chordata, Mammalia, Perissodactyla, Rhinocerotidae. The transcript is spliced from 6 exons. Bases 30 to 1310 code for a protein of 426 amino acids. Gene Ontology annotation, molecular function: calcium-dependent phospholipid binding; clathrin binding; phosphatidylserine binding. Gene Ontology annotation, biological process: cellular response to calcium ion; regulation of calcium ion-dependent exocytosis; calcium-ion regulated exocytosis.
GGCCGAGCCCCGCGCGGGGACCGGGCACCAUGGUGCUGUCGGUGCCCGUGAUCGCGCUGGGCGCCACGCUGGGCACGGCCACCAGCAUCCUCGCGCUCUGCGGGGUCACCUGCCUGUGCCGGCACAUGCACCCCAAGAAGGGGCUGCUGCAGCGGGACCGGGACCCCGACCCGGAGAAGGCGAGAGGCGGCGUGCUCCGGCCCGCCCAACAGUUCAACGUUGAGAAGUCCACGGAGCCCGUCCAGCCCAGAGCCCUCCUCAAGUUCCCAGACAUCUACGGGCCCAGGCCGGCGGUGACGGCCCCGGAGGUCAUCAACUACACAGACUACACGCUGAGGGCCACGGAGGAGCCCGCGGCGCCUGCCAGCCCCCAGGCCCCGAGUGACAGCCGCCUCAAGAGGCAGGUCACAGAGGAGCUCUUCAUCCUUCCUCAGAAUGGUGUGGUGGAGGAUGUUUGUGUCAUGGAGACCUGGAACCCAGAGAAGGCUGCCCGUUGGAAUCAAGCCCCCAAACUCCACUACUGCCUGGACUAUGACCGGCAGAAGGCGGAGCUGUUUGUGACUCGCCUGGAAGCUGUGACCGGUGACCACGACGGAGGCUGUGACUGCUAUGUCCAGGGCAGCGUGGCCAACAGAACGGGCUCUGUGGAGGCCCAGACGGCCUUGAAGAAGCGGCAGCUGCUCACCACAUGGGAGGAGGGCCUGGUGCUCCCCCUGGCGGAGGAGGACCUCCCCACGGCCACCCUGACGCUGACCCUGAGGACCUGCGACCGCUUCUCCCGCCACAGCGUGGCUGGGGAGCUCCGCCUGGGCCUGGAUGGGGUGUCUGUGCCUCUGGGGGCCGCCCAGUGGGGCGAGCUGAAGACUUCAGUUAAGGAGCCGUCUGCAGGAACCGGAGAGGUCCUUCUAUCCAUCAGCUACCUCCCAGCUGCCAACCGCCUCCUGGUAGUGCUGAUCAAAGCCAAGAACCUCCACUCGAACCAGUGCAAGGAGCUCCUGGGGAAGGAUGUCUCUGUCAAGGUGACCUUAAAGCAUCAGGCUCAGAAGCUGAAGAAAAAGCAAACGAAACGAGCCAAGCACAAGAUCAACCCCGUGUGGAACGAGAUGAUCAUGUUCGAGCUGCCAGAUGACCUGCUGCGGGCGUCCAGCGUGGAGCUGGAGGUGCUGGGCCAGAGCGCGGAGGGGCAGAGCUGCGCCCUCGGCCACUGCAGCCUCGGCCUGCAUGCCUCGGGCUCCGAGCGCAGCCACUGGGAGGAGAUGCUCAAAAACCCGCGCCGGCAGAUCGCCAUGUGGCACCAGCUACGCCCGUAGCCGGCCACCGGGGUCGCCUCCCUCCUCGCCCACAGCCCCGCCCUUCCAGCCCCAGCCAUCCUGCCACCUCCUCUUUGUGCCCCGUCCUCGUUCUGACACCCGGAAGACAGACGCAUUUGCAAAGGCCAGGACACUACUCCUCUCUCAGCACACUCUCGUUUCUAGAACAGAAGUGGGGAGGGGCAGUGUGCGG